CGCAUUUUCACCCUUUUUUAUUAUUAUUGUAUAUACACCAUUGUGGUUACUCUUACGAACUCAUGUCACAGAAAAAGUUACAAUCGGAAAUUGACAGGUUACUGAAGAAAGUGAGUGAAGGUGUUGAGACGUUUGAAUACAUUUUUGCGAAAAUCAACCACACAAACAACAACAAUCAGAAAGACAAGUAUGAACAAGACUUAAAGAAAGAAAUUAAAAAGCUUCAACGCUUACGUGACCAAAUCAAGACUUGGCUUGCUUCUAACGACAUCAAGGAUAAGCGUGCCUUACUUGAAAACAGAAAACUAAUAGAAUCACAAAUGGAAAGGUUCAAACAAAUUGAAAAAGAAAUGAAGACAAAAGCAUAUUCCAGAGAAGGUUUAAUGCAAAAGGAACGUUUGGAUCCAAAAGAUAAAGAAAAGGCAGAUGCAUGCGAGUUUGUUACGAAUGCGGUAGAUGAACUUUCAAGACAGAUUGAGACAGUCGAAUUUGAAAUUGAACAGCUUGAAGGGUCAGCUUCAAAGCGUGGUAGCUCUAAAAAGGCAGCCGAACGCGUUGAACGUUUGGAUGAGAUGAAUCGAUUGAACGAACGUCGCAAGUUUCAUAUCAAUCGUUUGGAGCUUAUCUUGAGAUUGCUUGAAAAUGAUCAACUGGAAGCCGAUAGCGUAAAUGAUUUGAAAGAAGCCAUUCAAUAUUAUGUGGAUUGUAAUCAAGAACCAGACUUUGAAGAGGAUGAAGGGUUAUAUGAUGAUUUGAAUCUAGAAGAAGAAGAACUGUUGUAUGCUAUCCGAACCACAGAUGAAUUUCAUCCUAAAUCCGAAUCAGAUACUGAAGAUAACCAAGAAGAGGAACAGCAGCAACAACCAGAAAAGGAAGAAAUCAAGCCCAGUCUAAAUAGUACUAAUGCUAGAUCCGUAAAAGAAGAAAUUGAUACCAAGCCUAAAGCGGAGACACCAUCCAAACCUUCUACUUCACAACCAAGGGCAACAACACCCACCACAGCAACAUCUACAUCCAGUAGUGUAGAGACACCAACAAGUUCAUCAACGCCAAAGCCUGCUUCAAAACCUGAAGUUGUCUCUGCAUGGGUUGAACCACCAAAGAUUGUGAAUAGCAGUAAAAAAGCAAAAGCCAAAGAGCCAGCCAAAUUGCCGGCUGCACUCACAGAUCUUGCCCCUUCAUUUGAAUCUGCCAGGAACAGACAACAUGAUCUGCACUAUACAAAUCAGAUGCUUGAUGCUAGUUUACAACAUGUACCAGACUUGAUUGAUUCAGAGAUGCCCAAGAUAUAUCAACCCAAGAAUCCUUUCAACACUCCUACUUAUUACCCUCAACAGCCAUUGGCUAUAUUUGAUAAUCCAAUGUUGUAUGAAAAAUUCGACAUUGAUACAUUAUUCUUCAUUUUUUACUAUCAACCAGGCACAUAUCAACAGUAUUUAGCAGCAAGAGAGUUAAAAAAGCAAUCAUGGCGAUUUCAUAAAAAGUAUUCUACAUGGUUUCAACGCCACGAGGAACCAAAGACGAUUACUGAAGAUUAUGAACAAGGCAUUUAUAUUUAUUUCGAUUAUGAAAAUGCUUGGUGUCAACGUAAAAAGAAUGACUUCAGAUUUGAGUAUCGUUAUCUAGAAGAUUCAUAAAUAAACAACUCUUCUUUACAUAGUGACUCCUUUUUUUUAUAUUGCAUUGAGUAACCAUCGUGAGAACAAUGCUGUCAAAUUGAAAGAGG
Messenger RNA from Rhizopus microsporus ATCC 52813, 1726 nucleotides. RefSeq lists its product as uncharacterized. Lineage: Eukaryota; Fungi; Mucoromycota; Mucoromycetes; Mucorales; Rhizopodaceae. The transcript is spliced from 6 exons. The record is from RefSeq and is a predicted model, not a curated record. Gene Ontology annotation, biological process: nuclear-transcribed mRNA poly(A) tail shortening; regulation of DNA-templated transcription. Gene Ontology annotation, cellular component: nucleus; P-body; CCR4-NOT core complex. Bases 63 to 1637 code for a protein of 524 amino acids.